AUGACGGUCAUUCCGCAGCCCUUGGCGCAGGCUGGCAUAAACUUGGAGUACGACGGGCGUUGCCUUGUUGUACGAGAUCAAGAUCCCAGCGCAUGCCCAAUCCGAAAUCGCGGUGGAGAGGCUUUGGCAUCCUUCCUGUCCAGCAAUCCGGACAUUAAGGUUUUGGAUAUCCGGGAGUCCAACAUCAGUGACAACGGCUUAGCGCAGAUCUGUUUGACUCUACGCCAGAGCAAUCAGUUGGAGGAGCUUCACGCCAAUCCAGUGGGCCACACCGGCCUUGAGUUCCUGUUGGGCGUAGUUCGGAGGUGCAGCCGACUUCGCACCUUGACAGUUGAGGUCUGCGACGUACCCACACUGUUUGUGGGUCGUCAGAACUUGUCAGCAGCGGACUACGACACUUCCAACUAUGUGGCACCUAAGCCUGAGGGAGAAGAGGAACAGGAGGAACUGGAGGAGGAAGAGCUUCAAGCCAGAGCUGCCAAGGCUGAGAGGCUGCGGAAAGUCUUCACCGAGAACAACUACGAUUCUGGGGACGAGAUGGCUCCACCAGAAGAAGUGAAAGCUGUGAGCAGUGCGCUGACGAAGCUCCUGGCGGAGCUGGUGCGCGUCGUGAGGAGUCAAGUGAACCUCACCACGGUGGAAUGCCGAGGGGAUGCAGUGCCAAGCCACGUGAAGCUGGACAUUUCGAGGGCAGCAGAAGAGCAUCAGGCCUGCAGGCAUGGACUGGCUGAGCCAGAGGAGAGAGGAGCUCACACAGGGAUGGAUGUGCUGCAGGAGCAGAUGGCCGAGAUUCAGAGCGUGCUUGAGGGCAAGGAUCGACCUGUCAAGCCAUUCAGAUAA
Molecule: messenger RNA, 840 nt
Organism: Cladocopium goreaui
Lineage: Eukaryota; Dinophyceae; Suessiales; Symbiodiniaceae
Source: the annotation of a GenBank genome assembly